AUGUCUACAGUCACACCCACAACUUACGCGCAGAACGAACGCGUUCUCUGCUACCAUGGUCCACUCAUGUACGAGGCCAAAGUCCUCAAGGCAGAGGUCCUCGAGACCGGCAACGCGAAGACGGGGAGCGGGGGCAUCCAUUAUUUUGUGCAUUAUAAGGGUUGGAAGCAGACCUGGGAUGAAUGGGUCCCACCUACCCGUCUCCUUAAGUAUAACGAACAAAACAUCCAACUUCAAAAGCAGCUGACUCAAGCCCAAAAUGCGGCUUCUGCUUCGUCCUCGGCCGCAAACCACAAAUCUUCAGCUUCGGCCUCAGCUUCAGCGCGUCCAGGUGGCAGCAGUCGCCGGAAGGACGGCGCUGGUAGGGGCACGAAGAGAGGGAGGGAGGAUGAAGAUGCUGGAAAGAGGCCAGAGUUGAAGUUGGCGGUGCCGGAGGCGUUGAAAGUUAUGCUUGUGGACGACUGGGAAGCAGUCACGAAGAACAUGCAGCUUGUGACUCUGCCACGAUCACCGACGGUACACGAACUUCUGCAAGAAUUUCAAGCACAUGUUUUUGCGAACCCAUCACCAAAUCUUCGCGACCCAAAAAUUGUUCUCCCCACCAUUCUUGCAGGCCUUCAAGUGUACUUCGAUCGCGCCGUGGGCGCCAACCUUCUCUACCGUUUUGAACGUGCCCAGUAUGCUGAGAUUCGAAGACGAUAUGUGACUGGCCCGACAGUGCAGGUGGGGCAGGAGAAGGAGAUGAGCCAUGUAUAUGGAGCAGAGCAUCUACUGAGGAUGAUAGUGAGUUUGCCAUCGAUGAUAGCGUUGACGACUAUGGAUCCGGAGAGCAUCGGUUACGUGAGGGAUUAUGUCGGGGAACUUAUGACCUGGAUGCUUCAAGAGCGACACCGGAUAUUUCAGCAGGAGUACGAGUCCGCUUCGUUGCAAUACCAGAGCGUCUCGCGCAGCUGA
Messenger RNA from Stereum hirsutum FP-91666 SS1, 954 nucleotides. RefSeq names its product MRG-domain-containing protein. Gene Ontology annotation, cellular component: NuA4 histone acetyltransferase complex; Rpd3S complex; nucleus. Gene Ontology annotation, biological process: regulation of DNA-templated transcription; chromatin organization. NCBI's taxonomy places the organism in Eukaryota, Fungi, Basidiomycota, Agaricomycetes, Russulales, Stereaceae. Bases 1 to 954 code for a protein of 317 amino acids. The record is from RefSeq and is a predicted model, not a curated record. The transcript is spliced from 7 exons.